Messenger RNA from Anopheles maculipalpis, 958 nucleotides. RefSeq names its product UPF0605 protein CG18335-like. The record is from RefSeq and is a predicted model, not a curated record. The transcript is spliced from 6 exons. Lineage: Eukaryota; Metazoa; Arthropoda; Insecta; Diptera; Culicidae. Bases 1 to 957 code for a protein of 318 amino acids.
AUGUCGCUGCCAAAUAUAGGGCGUGUUUCAACACCUCAGCCACAUUUCAUGCCCGGCUACACAGGCUACUGUCCACAGUAUAUGUAUCGCAUCGGUAAUACGUACUCAUCGCUCACCCAUCGACUGCUGAUUGAUCCGACGGUAGCCCACUCGGAAAAGCUGAUCCUUUCCGAUCGUACAAACGAUGAGUAUUCCCUUGAACGACAACCCGUAGCUACCCAGCUAGAUGAUGACGAUCGUCGACGAGAGGACGAUGAUCAGCGGGAUACGAUCUAUCACCACACACCGAUGCCCGGUUACGAGGGAUACAUACCGCGAACAAAGGAUAAAUUCGGCAAACGGUAUGCGGUCACCACGACGGAAGGAUUGUCCGAGUUUGAGCGUGACUGUCAGCGUACCAGGGCACAGUUGAAACGGUUGCGCCAUCGCGUUGCACAACCAAUUUCAACCAUUUCCAAAGGAAGUCUUGGCGAACGAAUGCUACGAUUGAAUGAUUAUGAGAUACCUCUCAGAUUGGUACGUCCCGAUGCGCUCAGCGUGGUUAAGGAGGUUCCAAUGGAAAAUUUACCACCGUUGCCGGGUUUGCCGUACUUUUCCCGUGAUACACCACCGAUGGCCCUACCGAACGAUCAUCCGGAAAAGUGGAUUAAAUUAGGAUACACUGGCCACAAACCCUUCCUCUGGCCAAGGUUCGGUGAAUCGAACGUACCGCUAACGUCGAAAGCGCUCUGUGAUUUUACCAACAGCUACAACCAUCGGCGAAGCACCGACUGGGAACCAAUAACGCUGGCUGGUGCCGGAACGUCCCAACCGUCCGCAAGGGUGAACGAAAUCUAUCACAAAACGAUUGGCCUUCUGCCAAACUAUCAGGGGCACGUGCCUGGUGCUAUGUUUAGGUUUGGAAAAACCUUCGGCAACGAUAGCAAGGACGCAAAAAAGUAUCUAAAGCGGUGUUGAA